Spinacia oleracea (spinach) is the source of this 1192-nucleotide messenger RNA. RefSeq names its product CBS domain-containing protein CBSX1, chloroplastic. The transcript has 8 exons. Lineage: Eukaryota; Viridiplantae; Streptophyta; Magnoliopsida; Caryophyllales; Amaranthaceae. The record is from RefSeq and is a predicted model, not a curated record. The coding region runs from base 238 to 942 and encodes 234 amino acids.
GCCCACCUUUUUUUCAUAAACAGUUGAAAAUAAAAAUCACACAUUAUUUCCCAAUUUUCUUUCUCUCAAAAAGAAAAGAGAAUAUAAAAACCCAACAAAAAGAAAGAGAAGAAAAAAGUAGCAAUCUUUCUCUCUCCUCCAUCCUCCCAGAAACAGUAGCAGAUCCGUUUAUUCUCUCUCUUCGGACGAGAAUUGUCCGUGGAUUGAAAAUCAAUUGAUUAUUCAUUACUUCAAAACAUGGAUUCAAAACUUUUGAUUGUCGCUCAACUUCCGAAUUUUCUCUCUCCUAUUCGCCAACUUCCUUGUUUCCAGUUAUGUCGCAGAAUUCCUUGUGCUUCUAGAACCUUCCAUUUAUCUAAUGAUACUACUUUACGUCUUCGCCGAUGCUUCUCCGCCGCCGCCCAUAGCAAUACCUUGAUGAGUACUGCUACUCCGUCUAGAAAUGGAGUAUAUACCGUUGGUGAUUUUAUGACAAAAAAGGAGGAGUUGGUUGUUGCGAAACCUUCAACCACUGUAGAUGAAGCUUUGGAAACUCUCGUGGAAUACAGAAUUACUGGGCUUCCUGUGAUAAACGAUGAUUGGAAACUGGUGGGUGUUGUUUCAGAUUAUGAUCUAUUGGCUUUGGAUUCCAUAUCAGGUACUGGAGGGGCAGAAACAAGCAUGUUCCCUGAGGUUGACAGUACUUGGAAAGUAUUCAAUGAGAUCCAGGGUUUACUCAGUAAAACAAAUGGUAAACUGGUGUCUGAUGUGAUGACGCAACUCCCUGUUGCUGUUCGUGAGACCACUAAUCUUGAGGAUGCUGCAAGAUUACUGCUUGAGACAAGAUAUCGAAGACUCCCUGUUGUAGACGCUGAUGGGAAACUGGUGGGAAUCAUUACAAGAGGAAAUGUCGUAAGAGCUGCUCUGCAAAUCAAACGUGAAAACGAGAAGAAAGGUCAAUGAUUAAGAGAGUCGAAUGCAAUCUGCAAUAUGAUUGCCAGAUUUUCCUGAUAGUUGGUGCUGUAGGUAGGCAUGUAUCUGCCUUUUGUAGUACCUCUUUUUUGUUUGUUUUUCCAUCGUUUUUUAUAUAUAUAAUUUUUUUUUCCUCAACUAGUUAAUCUAUAUAAAUAUGUAGUUAUAGUAUAAAUCUUCGAUUUAAUUGGAGGAGUACGGUCCUGAUUUAUUAAUUUUCUUGUAUAGUCUACUUCGUAAA